Molecule: messenger RNA, 1008 nt
Organism: Penicillium oxalicum
Lineage: Eukaryota; Fungi; Ascomycota; Eurotiomycetes; Eurotiales; Aspergillaceae
Exons: 3
Coding region: 1-1008 (335 amino acids)
Source: RefSeq, a predicted model, not a curated record
AUGCAGUUCAUCUUUCCCAGGCGGCAUCGCCACUAUAAACUCACACUCUGGCUGAUGGUAGCCGAGUUACCCUUCACAGUCGCCGUCUUGACACUGACAGGCAUUGCUUCGCACAACCUCUAUCGGACAUUGCUGUGGCGGGAUGGUGCCGAAAAUGGAUUCAACAGCGCGCCCACCGCUGCGUUGUAUGCGGCCGCGAAUUAUCGACCCUACACGACUCCGAUGGUGUGGUCAUCAUUUCUGGACAACUACAAUCUGAUCAUCGGAGUAUUGAGCACCUUUUUGCUGAUCGUCAAAUUCCCGAUCCAUUGCAUGCACCUCUUCUUCCCUCCAAUUGCUGCCUUCAUUCAUGGUUCGAUCAUGAUUCUUUACAUCAUUUCGGCUCGUUUUCAGGCGGGCAGUGACAUGUCCGAUCCGAAGCGUCCUCAGCCCGGAGCACCUUGGUAUAUCGCCAAGAACUGCAACGUUGCGGUUCACCCGUCAAAUAUCAAUUACUGCCAGCAGGCAAAGAGCCUCUUUGCCAUCACCAUUAUCAUCAUUGUGCUCUACUUUGUCGAAUUUGCCAUCACCGUUCACUCCUGCUUCAUCACCAAAGCCGAACGCGAUGAAGUGCUGGAGCAACGAGAGGAAAAGCGAAUCGAGAAAGAAUUCGAAGAAGAAAUCAUGAAGUCCCCCAGCAUGAUCCCCAUGACCCCCGCCUUUUUCGGCCAGGAUCAUCCGGGCAUGAUUCCUCGUACCCCAGGAUACCCUCCCGUGGCCGCCACGAUGCCCGUCAGUCACGGCGAAGCCCUGCAUGCACCAUUUACCGCGCGACCAGCCACUGGUCGCACGCCGGGCUUCAACCGACUGGCCAGUGGAAGCACCGCGUCUGAUCUGCCACUACGAGACCACUCCAACCUGCCCACUCCGCAGGGUCCCCCUGAACCAAGGCAGAGUGCAGAUGGGCAAAAUGCACAGGGCACCGCGAUGUAUUUCCCUCCGCCGCCGAAGAAGGCGUCGAAGAAAUAA